Messenger RNA from Chelmon rostratus (copperband butterflyfish), 611 nucleotides. It is a transcript of the gene tac3a, whose product is annotated as tachykinin precursor 3a. Bases 1 to 375 code for a protein of 124 amino acids. Gene Ontology annotation, biological process: positive regulation of blood pressure; tachykinin receptor signaling pathway. The transcript has 6 exons. NCBI's taxonomy places the organism in Eukaryota, Metazoa, Chordata, Actinopteri, Chaetodontiformes, Chaetodontidae. The record is from RefSeq and is a predicted model, not a curated record.
AUGAGGAGAGGUUUGCUGCUGGUGACUCUGUUCCUCAUAAUGAAACUUCGAUACAGCCAGUCCAGAUGCGAGGAGCCAGGAUCGCGCAGAUCAACUUCAGAUCAAACCAUAGGUUUGGACAACCUCAAACGGAACAUUCUCAAGAGGUAUAGCGAUUUGGAUUAUGACAGCUUUGUGGGUCUGAUGGGAAGAAGAAAUGCUGCAGAUGCAGACGCUGUACAGUCACCACAAAAAAGGGAAAUGCAUGACAUUUUUGUUGGUCUCAUGGGAAGGAGAAACUCAGAGCCUGAGAAUGGCCCCUGGAGGAGAGAGUACCCAGAGAGGAGAGGCAUUUUUCUCAACAAGUGCCGGCUGAGGUUUCUUCAGGGGCUGUAGACAUUCAAACUGAAGCAGCUCUCUCAUCUGGCAACAAUGACAGAAGAUCACAGAGAAUACAAACAAUGAACUAAAUGUCUGAUGGAGACGACUUAAUGAUGUGAUUCACAAUGUAAACUGCCAGCUGGCUUAUGAAAGUGACCAUAAACUACACAGAUUGUAUUUGUUUUAUCUGAAGACCAAACAUGAUUAGACGUGACAGCUGAUAUAUUCUAUUUCUUCAUCAUGUUAUUCUU